AUGUUUUCUCGAUUAGUAGUCCAGACAGCAGCGGGUAUUAAUAGGCGGUUCCCAAGAGCUGUUCUUCAGGCACGCUUCUUUACCCAACAGCACCAGAAACAAGCUCGGUCUCGGCUCUUGUCACCUUUUUUUAUCUCUACCACUUCUGCUAUUGUUGCUACCGGUCUCACAUUUGCUGUAAUGUCUACUCAACACCACGAUGAUCUCCUUGAACAAAAGAUUGCUUUGAAUGGCACUGCUGAUCAUGAAGUGGAAGAAGCUACAAAGUACUUGAACAACAUGACUAUUGUCAAGGAAGCACGUUCAAACAAGAAUAUGUUUGAAAUUGAAGCCUACAGUCAUCUCAAUGGUAGUGCCAAACUUCACUCAUUGACAGCCUCGACACUUCGUGGCAAGGGUAAAGUAAUCGUGGCUCCGGUUAUCUUUUACAACAAGUCAAUGACAGAAGUCACGAUUGUCUGUCACUUGGGCACUGAGUUGUGCGGUCAUGACGGCAUCAUUCAUGGAGGUAUGCUGGCCACCCUUUUGGAUGAAGUCUUGGCCUGUGUAGCUUUCCCUGCUUUACCCAAUAACAUUGGCUUUACCGCCAACCUCAACAUUGACUACCGUAAACCUGUCAAGUCUGACCAGUGGGUUGUAAUGCGCGGUCAGCUCGACCGUCUUGAAGGUCGCAAGGCUUAUGUUGAAGCUUGGAUUGAGGAUCUUGAGGGCACAAAGAUGACCGAAGCAAAGUCUCUCUAUGUUGCACCAAAGUCCAUUAUCCCAAAAAUUGGAUCCUAA
Phycomyces blakesleeanus NRRL 1555(-) is the source of this 780-nucleotide messenger RNA. RefSeq lists its product as hypothetical. The transcript has 3 exons. The record is from RefSeq and is a predicted model, not a curated record. Lineage: Eukaryota; Fungi; Mucoromycota; Mucoromycetes; Mucorales; Phycomycetaceae. Bases 1 to 780 code for a protein of 259 amino acids.